This is a messenger RNA of Cuscuta epithymum, 772 nucleotides long. NCBI's taxonomy places the organism in Eukaryota, Viridiplantae, Streptophyta, Magnoliopsida, Solanales, Convolvulaceae. The record is from the annotation of a GenBank genome assembly.
AGUGACAUCGAGGGUUAAUACGUCAUUUCAAUGACUUAGGGUUUUUUCACUUCUUCUUCAAAGUCCGGCGAGCAAUGCCAAUUACUCCGUAACGAAUACUCUUUCUCACGCAGACAGGUUCGAUAUUGAGAAAUUUCAUAAAAUAAAAUGGGAGUGUUUACAUUCGUCUGCAGAUCCUCCGGCAGCGAGUGGACUGCGAAGCAGCUUAAAGGCGACCUCGAAGCUUCCGCCGGAUCUACAUACGAGCUACAGCGCAAGCUUGUUCGGACUGCUCUAGCAGAAGACAGCUCCGGCGGCGUCCAGUCAUCUUUCUCCUACGUCUGCCCUAACUCCGCCGUUUUCCAGGUGAUUAUUGGCGGAGCUGUUGUUGCAGCAGGUUUUGGAGGUGGAGCAUCUGCAGCCCCUGCUAGUGGUGCAGCCCCGGCUGAAGCAGCUCCUGCAGAAGCAAAGGUAGAAGAGAAAGAAGAGAGUGAUGAAGACAUGGGGUUCACACUCUUCGAUUAGGCAAUUGCGAUUGUUCUAAUGGGUUAUUUGAAUGCUAUACGUUUUUGGAGAAGCGCUGUUUUGGCAUGAAUUUAGUUCACUAGAUUUGAGACACAUGUGCUAUGGAUUAUUAUUAUGAUUUGAAGUGUUUUCUUGGGAUUUGUUUUUAUUAUUCCGUUUAUCUUUGGGGGUUUUGAAUGGGUUAUUUGAUGCUUUGUUUUGGUUGUCAUUGCAUUGGUGUGGUGUAAAGCAACGCAUUCAGGCUCUUUUGUUAAAAUCUUCAUUUUCC